UUCAAAGGACAUUAAGAAAUCUAUUACUCUGAUAUACAUGUAGAUUUAUUCUUUUUAUCCUCUUCAAGUCAUCAAAAAUUUGUGUUUAAACGAUCUGAUAUUUGAUUCCAUUGAAGGGUUUAUUUCUUUUCUUUUUCUUGUGAAUGGGUUCAUCUGAUCGCUUGUUUAACAGGCAGAGAACUGUUCAUGAGAUCCUUGGCGGUGGUUUAGUUGCAGAUGUGAUGUUGUGGAGGCGAGGGAACAUGACAAUGGGGAUCCUGUUGGUGACUCUAGCAGCUUGGGUGGUGUUUGAGAAAUCUGGUUACACUCUGCUAUCACUUGUCUCUAAUGUUCUCCUCCUUCUCAUUGUCACUCUUUUUCUCUGGGCCAAAUCCGCCGCCGUUCUUCACCGACCUGCUCCACCUCUUCCAGAAUUGUAUCUAUCAGAAGAAAUGGUAAACGAAAUUGGAGCUUUCAUUCGGUCCCAUGUAAAUGAUUUUCUCUCAGCUUCUCAAGAUAUCGCAUUGGGUAAAGAUGCAAGGUUGUUCUUCAAGGCUGCUGCAUACUUAUUGUUGAUUUCGAUUGUAGGUACCCUUACUGAUUUCCUUACUUUGGGUUACACCAGCCUUGUUGUAGUUCUCACAGUUCCAACGCUUUAUGAGAGAUAUGAAGACUAUAUCGAUCCGUAUACCAUACUUGGAUGCAGGAAAAUGCAGCAGUUGUAUGUGAAAAUUGAUUCCAAGUUUGUAAACCGAUCUCGGAAAUGGAUUUUGGAGAGGCAGAAAUUAAGCUGAUUUCUUCUGUUUCUUCGGUUUUCUCCCUCUUAGAUUUGUUUUCCUUUCUGCUUGAGAGUGACAAAGACAGGCACAGGUUUGUUGUUUUGAGCAUUGGAGAUGCAUUUCCUUUUGUAUUAUGAUGUUUCCCUCGUUUCCGGCAUGCGAGUUCAUAGGAAAUAUAGUUUUUA
Molecule: messenger RNA, 943 nt
Organism: Hibiscus syriacus
Lineage: Eukaryota; Viridiplantae; Streptophyta; Magnoliopsida; Malvales; Malvaceae
Product: reticulon-like protein B12
Exons: 4
Coding region: 144-773 (209 amino acids)
Source: RefSeq, a predicted model, not a curated record